GGGGGUGAGCUUCGGUUCCAAGGAAAGCGGGCGCGGGCAAGAUGGCAGCGGCGGUGCCGAUGAACAUAAACAACGAGAUACUACCAGGAUCUGCUGAGUGUUUUCAGCUUGAUUCGGUUUUUAUUUCAGAUUUCCAGCAUCCACAGUGUUUUGCGCUCGCCAAGUUGAGCCAGCCAGAGAACUAUUGUUAAAUUGAGAAAAGAUGUUAAAAAAGCAAGAACUUUAAUCAUCCGGAAACUGACAAGAAACAUCGCUCAACUGAAAGCUAAAAAGGGAAUGGAAGAUGCCAUCUUGAAGAAUGUGCGACGUGCAGAAAGACUGCUAGAGGAAAUCCACACUAUGAAGGAUUUGAAACCAGAUUAUGUUUCAAGAACUGCACUUCAGAGGGACCUCAAUUUUGAAACAGUCUGCAAAAAGCCUAAUUCCACAGUAGUUGAACGAGCAGUUGCACGAAUUGUAUCACAUCCACUCAUCAGCAAAAAAAUUGCAGCUAUUAAAGCUGCCGUCAAUUCAUUCACAGAAGCAAGACAAAAAGCGAAAGAGCAGAGAUUGCAGAGUUUGCCUGAUCUGCAAACAGGAGCACUACAACAGGCAAGUCCAGAAGAAAAUUCACCUGAUAAAACAAAUGAGAUAAAAAAGGAUGAUACUGCUGGUGAGAAAACCAAAACACCAGCCAUGAAGCAAACCAGUGCAAUAGUAAAUAAACCGGAAACUGAAGCUCCACAUGAAGUCAGAACUUCCAUAACCCAAGCUGCAGAAGUUACACUGGCCCACCAAGAUAUUGAAGAGAAGAAGUGUACCCUGUCAGAAACACAGAAAGAAUUAAAUGUUCCCAUUAAGUCAGAGAAUACAAAACCUAUUGAAGCAGAUGUCAGUAACCAGGAUGUCUCCAGUGAUGAAGAAAAGGAAUAUUUUGAUGAUAGCACAGAGGAGAGGUUUUACAAUCAGACAACUAGUGAUGACAGCGGAGAUGAUGAUUUCUUUAUUGGAAAGGUGAAAAAAAUAAAUAAAAAGAAGCAAGAACUUGAUCCAACUUUUGAAAGCAACACUGUGAAAGAAGAUAAAAAAAGUAUGCCAAGUAUCAUGAAAGAAGGAAAGAAUGAUCCCAAAAAGAACAGUGGCACAAAAACAUUUGGAUCUUUAUUUUGUAAUAAUUUGUCUGGUUCAAAGGCUUCAACGCAGAAGAGCCACUUUCGAGGAAAUAACCAGAGCAAGAAAUCAGAUGUUAAACAAGACAAAAGCUUGUCCUUUCGUGACAGAUCAUGUAGGAGGCCUGGUGUUGUAAUUCCAAAGCCACAGCAAUCACUUCAUCCCUCUUGGGAAGCAAGCAGAAAGCGGAAAGAGCAGACCCAAAUCCUUGCAUUCCAGGGGAAAAAGAUCAGAUUUGAUGAUUAAUUUUUUUUAACCAGGGAAAUAACAUUUUAUUACAUUAUUUUGUAUUCAAGGCAGUUCUAUAUAAUGACAGUUAUCACAUAAACAACAAACAUCUGUCCUGUGUUUUUAUGCCAAAAGGAAUUGUAGAGUUCAUUUUAAUGCAAUUUAUUUAUCACAGAUAGUUUCCAGAUUUUUUGAAGUACCCUUUCUGGAAAAAUAAACAUUUAAAAUUCAUAUUAAAAUGCAAUACAAGAUUUGUUAAAUAUUAAGUAUGUAAUACGGGAUUGCUUUUUUAAUAUUUUUUUCAGGCUAGAAACAUUCGAAAUAUGAAAAUAAAGGAAGUGUUAAAUUGGAAAAUUUCUAUAACUAUAAUUCAGUGAAUCUUCUCAUUCAACAUUUUGGCAGUUAUUCAAAUUUGUGAUGGUCAGUGUUUUGUCACAAUUGUAAAACAGAUCCAUGUAAUCAUUUCCUACUGUGUCUUUUGUGAAUUAUUCCCACAGCUUGAUGAUGCUUUAACCUUGAAUAUUUAAAGGCAUCUCUUUGUUUAAGCUUCCAAUGAUGAAUGGUAUUAAGAGAACUAGACAAAUGCAAACUAGACAAUGUUGAGGAGUUCUCUGAAUAAAUUCUGUCAAUAAAUGA
Messenger RNA from Carcharodon carcharias (great white shark), 2013 nucleotides. It is a transcript of the gene srfbp1, whose product is annotated as serum response factor binding protein 1. The record is from RefSeq and is a predicted model, not a curated record. Lineage: Eukaryota; Metazoa; Chordata; Chondrichthyes; Lamniformes; Lamnidae. The coding region runs from base 277 to 1395 and encodes 372 amino acids. Gene Ontology annotation, biological process: maturation of SSU-rRNA. Gene Ontology annotation, cellular component: nucleus; 90S preribosome. The transcript has 9 exons.